Camponotus floridanus (Florida carpenter ant) is the source of this 2867-nucleotide messenger RNA. Its product is annotated as tyrosine-protein phosphatase non-receptor type 5. Gene Ontology annotation, biological process: protein dephosphorylation. The record is from RefSeq and is a predicted model, not a curated record. Gene Ontology annotation, molecular function: protein tyrosine phosphatase activity. The transcript has 8 exons. Bases 156 to 1889 code for a protein of 577 amino acids. NCBI's taxonomy places the organism in Eukaryota, Metazoa, Arthropoda, Insecta, Hymenoptera, Formicidae.
AGUAUGAAUAAAACCGAAGCUCAGGUCGGGGCGCGCGCGAGGAGCGAGAAGCAAGACGCUGCGAGACGUCUCUCGAGGUCUUGAGGUUAGGCCAGGCAGUUCUCUCGUGAAGUUUGCGCCGCGAGCGUCCCGUUCGAUUUCGAUUCUAUCGCAAUAUGGCCGUCUCGUCGUCCACGCGGUCGCUGCCGUCGACUCGCCAGGCUGCUCGUGGAUCGCACAUCAAUUAUACUGUGGUCGUGAUUUUGAUGUAUAUGCUGUUGACGAAAGAUGGUACGAGUAUUUCCUUGAGUCAUCAUUAUGCGAGUCAUAUAAAUUAUUACGAUGCAACAAUCAAUAAUAGCGGUAAUAUAAAUCCUGUAGAGAAAUUUUAUUUGAUCAGCGAACAGAAGUGGCAUAAGGAUACAGUAGUGCCAAUUUCCUUAUUGCCAUUUACAAAGGGAAUGCCUGCGAGGUCUCAUCACAGGAUCCGACAGUCCAUGACUGGACUGGAUGAUGCUGGAAUGGAUCUCCAAGUGGCUCAACUCAGCAGUCAGACAGACAAGGGGGUACAUUCCAGGACUGCUCUAUCAUGGCUAGAUUGGCAACUGCCUUUCUUUGUAACGCUUUUUGUCAUCACUGGCACUAUUCUUUUUACAUUUCUAAUCUUGUUAUGGCUGCGGAAACAAAUGUCGCGUGAAAAAGAUACUGAAGAUGGCGAUCAGCAGGAUUUAGUAGAGGAAGGUGCCAUUUGCCAGUCAGACAAGUAUAGUAAAGACACAAAAGGAUCUGUAGAAGCUAAAUGGGUUCAUGAAGUAUUUGCGAAGCAAUCUACAUCCACGCAUUCGGUACAACCAGUAGUUCAAACAUCAGGUUUACCAGAGGUGAUGUCCGUCGCGACACCUGAACGUAGACCAGAAGCGAUACGUAUAAAGGCGAAAGGUCUGUUGGAACGACGUGGAUCGAGCACAAGUUUGACCAUAGAAUUAGCAACAGCUCCUGAAAGUCCGCCACAUAUGGUUACUCCUACUCGAGAAUGUACAGCGGAGGAAUAUCUGCUAAGCGCAGGAAAUGUAUUAUCGAGAACUCAACUGAAGAAAGUCGUUACUGAUCCAGCAACAUUGUACAAAGAAUUUUGGGAGGUGCCAUUAAAUCUCCCGGAGAAAGUAGACGUUUGCGGCUCAGGAGUGAAGAAUCGAUAUUGCUCCGUUUUGCCAAAUCCGCAAUCGAGAGUGAUUCUACCAGGUUCCUCCGACGAUCCUCUUGCUGGCUACAUAAACGCCAACUACAUUCGUGGAUAUGACGGCGAAGACGGUAAAUAUAUCGCGACACAGGGACCAUUAGCUCACACGGUAGCGGAUUUCUGGAAAAUGAUUUGGGCAGAAAAAGUUCCUGUAAUUGUCAUGAUAACUAGAUUGCAUGAAGCAUCUAAAGCCAAGUGUGACGCAUAUUUUCCCUUCGACGUGAACAGCCGUAUACAAGCUGGAUCUUUCACCGUUAUCGUCAACUAUAUUGAUGUGAAGAACGGAUAUACCAUUAGAACUAUAGAAAUCAGGCAUGAAGGAGAAAGGAGGCAUUUGCAGCAUUAUUGGUACGAUUCAUGGCCGGAUCAUGCCGUACCUCAAACUGCAGACGCACUUGUUAGCAUGGCUGCGGAAGUAAACUCUUUACCAGGGCCAGCAGUCGUUCACUGUAGCGCGGGUAUAGGACGAACCGGCUGUUUUAUAGCGUUAGCGAUAGGAAUGAUUCAACUCAUAAGAGAUGGAAAUGUCGACGUAUUGGGUAUCCUAUGUCAAAUGAGAUACGACAGGGGAGGAAUGGUGCAAACAGCUGAACAGUAUGAAUUUCUUCAUAGAGCACUUUAUCUUUUUGAGCAGACGUUAGACAGUAAACCGUCGACCUCGAGCGAUUGAAUGAAUAUUAUUUGAUAAUAUUCUUUUCCUUUUCUUUUUUUCCCUGAAAGAGGAUUUACUUUUGCCUAUGAGAAUACUUCGCGCAGAUAUACAUACAUAAAUGUGUGUGCAUGUGUACUGCAAAACCGUUAAUUCCUAAUGAAACUUAACGGUCAAUCUGUGAACCAGCUCUCCCAUCUUUAUCUCGAUAUUCAAACGAGUUGAAACUCGUUUAACAAGCUGCCAUUUACUACUGCCAUGACAAAUCGUUGACAAUUAAUAUCAAUCGCAAAGCUCAAGAAGAAAAAAAGGAGUGCAUUUCUUUAAGCAGUGCUUCUCUUGAAAUUAAGGUAUUACAAAUAGCUUAAUAUGAAGAAAGAAUACUUAUGUUUAUAGAGUGACGAGCACGAUAUGAAUCGCGCGGUGCAUACGCUUAAAUCAAGAUCAGAUUAUUUUAUAUAUAUAUAAGUUAUAUGAAGUGUUAUAGAAAUAUAAAAUCUUGAGACAUACGACGGCGAUAAUACAUUCGCAAUUCGUAUUAUAAAAUUUGUAUUUAAAGAUCAGUUACUCGGGAUCUAUAAUUUUCUAUACAUUCCUCGUAUAAUUGUAAAAUAGCUAAUAUAAGUCCUAAUUAACUUUUAAAGCGCAAAAAUGUAUAGAGAGAAACGUUUUUGUGGCUAUAGCAAAUUAUACUAAUAUAUGAUUCUUCAUUAUAGCACCGUAACAAAAUAGAUAUGUAUGAAAAAAUUUACUAAACUGUUCCAACAUAUAAGAGCUAAAGUUAAUCAUAAUAAUUACAAUACUUUGAUGGAAUUAUAGUUAAAUCAUAACACACGAAUAGCAGUGAAAAUAUUAUAAUUACUAAUUUAUGGGACCCAAAUCCAUUAGAUAUCGUCCUAUUUCUAGUUCCUAUUUGAUUUUAAAUGUCCUUUUCUGAUUUUUACUUUUGUUUAAUUCUCAUUGACUAAGACUGAACAAGGGUAGUACAAUACUAUAAUA